Molecule: messenger RNA, 2773 nt
Organism: Dunckerocampus dactyliophorus (ringed pipefish)
Lineage: Eukaryota; Metazoa; Chordata; Actinopteri; Syngnathiformes; Syngnathidae
Product: acyl-CoA-binding domain-containing protein 5-B-like
Exons: 14
Coding region: 151-1656 (501 amino acids)
Biological process (GO): fatty acid metabolic process
Cellular component (GO): peroxisome
Molecular function (GO): fatty-acyl-CoA binding
Source: RefSeq, a predicted model, not a curated record
CCUGUCCCGGUGCAUUGUUGGAAACAUGUUGAGCUAGCGUAAUUUCUUUAAUUAAAAAAUAUAUACAGUACAUUUCCCAGCCAGAUAGGUUCAUCGUUUCGAGAUUCCUUUUUAACAUUUUUCAUAUAUACACCCAGUGGAGUACAUUGUAUGGUGAGGACUAUCGCGUUGACGGUCACCAUGGCGCAGGAGGAGGACGAACACACCCUGCAGGAUAAAUUUGCUGCUGCAGUUAAAGUGAUCAGGAGCUUGCCGAGAGAAGGUCCUUUCCAGCUGUCAGAUGACAUGAACCUGAUGUUCUACAGUUACUACAUGCAGGCCACCUCAGGGCCUUGCACGACAGAAAGACCGUUUCGGAUCUGGGAGAGACACCAGAAAGCUCAAUGGGAUAAAUGGAACUCUUUAGGGAACAUGACAAAGGCGGAAGCCAUGAAGAAGUAUGUUGAAAACAUCCAGCUGAUUUUGGAGACCGUGCCCGUCUCAAAUGAAGUUUCUGACCUGGUGCAGCAGCUUGGAAAUUUCUACACAGAAGUUGAAUGUGAAGAGAAUGAGGUGGACAGCAGACCUUUCACAAGGCCUUUUGCAAAACAAGAAGGAGUGCUGGUCUCUCCUAAGAAACCUGCAUUGGAAGGCUAUGGAGGUCUGUGGAACGAUAUACAAGACAUCCAAGAAAAAGACAGCGUUCAUAGCAUGAGCUCCAAUGGGGAUGAGGCAGAGGGAUGCAAGGGUCGUAGUGAAGAUCUGGGAAAAGAAGACAAAAGUGAGGACAAUGAGACUGACAGUGAUGAAGGCAAGGUGGAUAAAAAAGAUUGGACCCCCCCGCUGGAGGACGAAGGGUGGUGGUGUGACACCAGGGCAUCCAGCAGCAGCAUGGAGCCGAGCGUGUCCUCCUUGACUAACGCCACCCACAGCUCCCUAAACAGUGAGAUAGAUGAGGAGGAGCUGCCCUGCUCUGUUGAGCCCAGCAUAUGCAGCAGCCCCAUCGACGUGCACUUUAAUGGACACUUGAGCGAUCACAAAGAUAUUGAGGAAAACGAUCAUCCCGCAGAUUCUGAAAAUGAGGAAUUCUGUGAUUCAAUGGAGGACGUGGCCACGGAGAAGAUGCUGUCCACUUCCAAACUUGAGUCAGCCGGAUCACCGACUGCCUCAGUGAGGGAGCAAGAUCUUUGGUUUGAGAGCUCCUCCACUCUUAAAGCAGAAGAUAGCUCACUCAGGGGAGAGUCUUGCCCUCAAGAACCUCACAACGCUACCUCCGUCAGAGAGUCACCGAAGACCGCUUGCAUCUCUCAGCCGCGUUUGCCGUCCUGCGACAGCGCGUCACAGUGCGCACGCCCCUGCGCUGCUUCCUGGGGAAACGUCGACGAGCAGGUAGCAGCGGCUCUGUUGAGGCUGCAGGAUGACAUGGCCCACGUGCUGCAUCGCCUGCGCACCCUGGAGGAGCUCAGUGUGACGCAGGGAAAGGAGUCAAGAUCAUCUUCAUCAAGGUGUGAGGACCCCCUCCCUGUUGCACAAAAGGUGUCUUUACAGUUUCUUAAACCUUCUUGGUGGCCAUUUGACCAUUCGCCAGUUACCGUGGUGAUGACCGCACUCUGGCCCGCUAUUGCGUAUGGACUAGUCCAGCUUUAUUCAAAUCGUAGGAGACGGAAAAUCCCUUGAAUCGAUCCUGGUGCGUGGAGAACGGGAUUUGUGUUGCUCUCCUGUUUCCCGGACAGACCUGAGGCAUCGUGGUGGGAAAAACAAAGCUGAAAAUCAAGUACUCAAGACUGUGGAUAUGAAAGAUUGUUGCAUAUGUAACUACUGACUGCGUAUUCAACUGAAGCAAACGUCAUUUCAAAAAAGAAUUAUUUUAAUGUCCUUGAGAAAGCCACUGGUUAUUUAUUUAUUGUAGUUCAACAUUUAAGGGAACAACACAGAAAUGUACACUGAAUGUUAGUGAAGUUCAUUUUAGAAUAGUUGUGUUCAACAGAACAAGAGUAAAGACAAUCAACAUGUAGUAUUUUAUGAUGUACUCUAUUUAUUUUACCGUAGCGAACAACUAGAAUGGCAGGCUUGCUGCUUUUCACUCAGGUUGCCAGAUGGAUUCUGUACUCCUGAAUGUGAACCUGGGCUGUUUUCAUGAAAUGCAAAGUAUCUAAAAAUAAACUUUUUAGAUUAAACGAGGGCUGCUCUCUAUUGAAAUGGGAAAAUACGUACACAGUAAGUCAGCACAAAGAUUGUGGGUCGGAACCUUGGCAUAGUUUUUCAAAGUGGACUUUUAAUUCUUAAUAUUAUUUAAUUGUAAUUAUUUUAAGCCUGUAUAUCCCAAAGUACGAUGGAGUAUUAGGGCCACGUUGAAAAAAAAAAAAUCUUGAGAUUUUGAGAAUAAAGUCGUAAAUUUAAGAGAAUGAAGUCGUAAAUUUAUGAGAAAAAGUAAUACUUUUUCCCAAAGCCAAAGGUCACAUAAGUCCUGCCUUUUCACAGCUGUUUCAGGCAAUGCCUGUUACGACGGAGUAUUAAAAUAAUCGGCGAUUUCGAGCAUAAAGUCGUACAUUUACGACAAAGUCGUAAGUUUACGAGAAAAAAGUUUGGACAGCUAUGAAAAGGGGGUACUUAUGUGACCAUUGGCCUUGGGCAUGUGGAGGGGGCGGGGUAAGGAAGGCGGAAGUGAGAAGGGCUAGCUAGCCAUGCUAAUCUAUCUGUGCUCAAUUGCUGUGUUUUGCUGCCACGUUAUAAAUAAAAGCUUGCCUGAAGCAUAAGAAAAGUUUCCUUCCUUCCUGAAGAGCUAUGCUCUAUU